AUGAAUACUUUCACUAAAUUUCCUGAAGAUGACGAAAUCACUAAUCAUAAAAUGAAAGCCUUAGAAUUAAAUGCAUCCCAAUUUUAAGCACAAAUGAAAGUACUUAUUAAAUAGUUAUACAGCCACUUUUUAAUGAGAACACUAAAUUAAAACAACAUGUUAUCAGUCUUAACUUUUAUAUGGAGGAACGCAAAUUACAAUUAGCCAAUCUCAUAAGUGAUACUGGACCAAAUGGAGAAGAUAGAGUAUUGAUAAAAGCAGUGGCAGAUUUCAAAUAAAUAUGUGAUCUUUUAGAAGGUAUUAUAGUAUUUAUAAAAAGAGGAGAUAAUCAGAUUGAAUAAUAUUAUAAUUGAUAACAAUAAUGCAAAAGCUGCUUUUCAAUUGAAUAUUAAACAAUUAAGAGAGAAUUUAUAAUAAGAAACUGAAAGACAUUUUAUAGAAAAAUAGUAAUUGAUUGAUUAAAAUAAGAAGUUGAGUGAUUAUCAUAAAUAACAAAAAUAAUUAAAUGAACAACGAAGAAAUCAUCUUGUAAAAAGAUUUCAUUUAUAUAUUAGCAAAUGAAAAUUGAAGAUCUCUGUUCAUAAAUUAUGUAGUUAAAAUUAAAUGAAUAAAGGUUGCAUAAGUAAUAUAAAGAAGAAUUAGAAAUUAAGACAUUAAAAUUGAAUACAGAACUUAUUUAAGUUAAAUUUGAAAAAUAAGAUUAAAAUGAGAAGUUUGAAAAUGAAAGAAGAUCCUAUUUAAAAUAAUUAGAAGUUUUUAGUACUAAAUUGAAUGAGGUAAAAAUGGAAUUAAUAAAUGAAUAUGAAUAUAAGAUUUAAUCAUAAAGAAUGAAAUUAGAUAAUUAAAUUUAAAAACUUAAAGAAGAUUGUUAAGAUUAUAAAAAUUAAACUUUGUAAUAUAUUGAAAAAAAUAAAAUCCUCUAAUUCUAAAUUGAUAGAUAUUAACCAUAUGUAGCAAGUUUAGAAAAGGAUAUUCAAGAUUAAAAAUACAAAGCUUUUCUAUUCGAUGAAUAAAUGAAAGCCAAGGAUUCAAAACUUCUUUAAAAAGAUAUUUUAAUAGAUUAAUUAAAGUAUUAAAUGUAUAUUAAUAUAGUGAAUAGAUAAAGAAAUUGAAAAAUGAUAAAACUUAACCAGGAACAAGAGAAAAUGUAAGAAAAUAAAGUACUAUAGUCUAAGCUUAUAAAAAUUAAUCUCCUGAUAAAUUGUAAUAAUAAUAAAAAAACAAUCCAUAAUCACAAUAUAGAUAAGUUAUUAAAUAAAGAGAACCUAUUAAAUAAACUAGUAAUCCUGAAUCAGCUAUAUAAUCUUCUUAUAAAAGAUCAUCUAUUUAAAAAGAUGAAUUUACUUUUGAAGAAACUACAAUUGAAUAAUAUGUUGAAAAUAAUAGAUAAGAAAUAAUGCAAUCAAUUUAGAAAUAAAGUAGAUAAUCAUCAGUUGAUGAUUAACCUAUUUAAUAGAUAUAAAUAAUAAAAAUAGUAUCUAAUGAAGCAUCUUCAACUAAUAGAAAUAAUAAUGAUGGAUUAUAAAAUACAAGUAUUUAAUAUAACAAAUCUUUAUAAACUACAUAGAGAGCAUGGACAAUAUAAAAUGAUUUUGGAAUUUAAUGUGAUUUGAUUGAGAUUGAUUCUAAUACAUCAUCUUAUUACACUUCAGAUGCACAAUUGUCUAGAUGUAAGAAUGAGAUUAUUAGACUUAAAGAAGAAUUUGAAUUUAAAUUAAAAUGUAGUUAAGAUGAAAUUAAUGAUAUGCAAGAUUUGAUGAAAAUCUCAUAAGUUAAACAUGAAUAAUUAAUUGAAUCAUUAAAAAGAGAAUUUGAAUAAUAAUUAUAAUAAGAAUUAUUAAAAAAAGAUUUGUAAAUAUCUUAAUUAUUAGAAACUAUAAAAGAAAAAGAUUAAAGUAUUAAAAGCUAUAUUGAUUCAGAAUAAUUAUAUGAACUUUUAAUUGAAGAUUUAAAUCUAAAAUUAAAAUAGAAAGAUUAAUAAGAAUUGGAACUUUAAACAAAAUUUCAAGAGAAUAUUCAUUAAUUAUAAAUUGAAAAUGAAAUAGAGUAAAAAAGACUUUUAGAAUUAACUGAAAAUUUAAAAUUAAAUCAUAAAUAAGAGAUUGAAAAUUUAAAUAAUUAACAUUUAUUGGAUCAAGAAUAACUCAUUUAAGAAAGAAAAAAAUUAAAAGAACAAUAAUCAGAUCAUGAAAUCUUUAUUAAAUAAACUACAGAUUUAUUAGAGUAAGCAAAAUCAAAAGAAUAUUUAUUAGAUAGUUAUAGAAGAGAAUUAUUAAAAACAAAUGAAAUUGUUAAAUAUUUAUCAUUAGAAAUUGAAAAUUUCAAAAAAAUAAAUAAUAUAUUUCGAACUAAAAAUGAACAUAUAUCUUAAAAUUUCUUAUAUAAUGGUAUGGGAUUUCUACCAACUGAAGUUUAAGAUAAAAUAAAGAAUAAAAUGAAUAAAGUAAAAUAUAAAUAGAGUGUACCUUCAAAUAUUCCAAAAGAUGCUUAUGCUAUGAACUUUUAACUUUAAAAAGGUUCUAAAAUGAAACCUGCUAAAUUGGCAUCUAUGACUAAUAAUAUCUAAGAUUUAAAAUAUUAAAAGUCAUAUAUUAUUUAUAUUAUAGAUAAGAGAUCAAAGGUAAAAUUGAAUAAUUGAAUGAUUAUAAUGAUGGACUACCAAAAAUUAAUUCAAAAAAUGUUUAUGAAUUAGAGAGAUCUCAUUCAGAAUCAAAAUAAAAAAUAUUAAAUAAAAAUAUUAGAUCAAGUAAAUUUAAUUAUACAUAUUUAGAAACUUAACAAGAAGAUUAUAUUGAAGUUAAUGAUCCUAAAAGAAUUAUUUAAGAUAUUAAUUAAAAGGAAUUACUAUUAAUUUAGCGAAGUUAAAUGUUAUUAUCUUAGCUAAAUGUAACUGCAGAAAAUUAUUAAAAAUAAAAUCAAAGAAAAAUAAAUUAUAGUACUUGUAAAACAUGA
Messenger RNA from Paramecium pentaurelia, 2952 nucleotides. NCBI's taxonomy places the organism in Eukaryota, Ciliophora, Oligohymenophorea, Peniculida, Parameciidae. The record is from the annotation of a GenBank genome assembly.